Messenger RNA from Eutrema salsugineum, 2192 nucleotides. RefSeq names its product transcription factor bHLH157. Gene Ontology annotation, biological process: regulation of DNA-templated transcription. The coding region runs from base 296 to 1978 and encodes 560 amino acids. The record is from RefSeq and is a predicted model, not a curated record. Lineage: Eukaryota; Viridiplantae; Streptophyta; Magnoliopsida; Brassicales; Brassicaceae. The transcript has 8 exons. Gene Ontology annotation, molecular function: protein dimerization activity; DNA-binding transcription factor activity.
GGAAGGAAAAAAGCUUUAAAACUCCUUUUAAUUGCUUGAACAAAAAGCAAAAACAAGGAAUUCUCUCUGUGUCUCAGUUUUUUUUUUCUGCAGAUUAAAGAAAACCCUAAACCGACAUUUCUCCUCUGUUUCCCAGCUUUUUUAUCUUUGGAGUUUGGUUUCUGGAGAAGACAAAAGUCUCUGUCUUUUUAAGAGCUCGAGAUCCAUACCAUAUAGUAUAAGUGGAGAAGUCUUCUCGAGUUUCAUAAAAGUUGGGCCUGGUUUUCGGUUUGGAUUCUCAAUUUUUUUGGUGACGAUGGAUUUGGAUGUUAAGCAGAUAUUGAAGAGUCUCUGUUUCAGCCAUGGAUGGUCUUAUGCUGUCUUUUGGGGAUAUGAUCCCAUUAAUCCCAUGUUAUUGAGAUUUAAAGAAGCGCAUAAAUAUGAUGAAGCAUCAGCGGCACUCGCUGAUGAUAUGAUUCUCCAGGCUCAUGAUCAUAUCUUAGGCCAAGGAAUCGUGGGAGAAGCUGCCUUAACCGGAAACUAUCGAUGGCUGUUCUCAGACACACUGUUUCAGUGUGAACAAGAGUUUCAGAAUCAGUUUCUCUCUGGCUUUAAGACAAUCGCAAUCAUUCCAGUAGGAUCAAGCGGCGUUGUUCAGUUAGGCUCUACUCAAAAGAUUGUUGAGAGCCCAGAGAUGUUGGAACAAACAACAAGAGCUCUGCUGGAUUGUUGUUUGAAACAACAAGAUCAAUCGGAUAGUUUGUUCGAGUCCCUAUUACCACUGGGAGACUGCAGUGAGAUCAUGAAUGUCCCUGAAUCUUUUCAAGGACUCAGCUUUGAUGUUGACUUCUUCACCGACGAUAAUCCUCCUUCUUUGCUCAUCUCUGAUAAAACCUCCGAACCUCCUCAUCUAAGCAACUAUGGAGAUGAUUUUGGGUUCGACAUUCUCAGCUCUUACUCUCUGGACGAUCUGUACGAGCUGCUCGCUGAUUCCCCACAACAGAAUUGCUCAUCAGGUGAUCAUCAGGAGACUUCCAUGGUGAUCCAAGGAAAUAAUGAUGACGACAAGGAUCUUUUCGACAUAUUUGAGAUGAUCAACUCUGAUGAUUCUCCCUCGGUUACUAGCCAUCAAGGAACGCCUUUGGACUUGCGGCCUAAAGGACUCUUCUCUGAGAUCAUAAGCAGCAGCCUUAGCAACAGCACUUGCAGCUCUCUCAUAAACUAUGCGCAAGAAUCUUAUUCUUGUCUGAAUCAUCAGAGCAAAAGACGGAAACUUGAAUCAUCAUCAUCAUCAGCGCAUAGCUCAAGCUUCUUUCCGCAGAUGAUGUCUCAUGCGGAGACAGUAACACCUCCUCCUCCUCUUAACCUCCAUGAUCCGCAGAGGAGCCUGUGGAUUGAUGAAGACAGGUCAAGCGUCGCAGGGAAUUGGAAGAAGCAGCCUCACGAAGAAGGUGUGAAGAAGAAAAGAGCAAAGGCAGGAGAAAGCAGGAGGCCGAGGCCUAAGGACCGUCAGAUGAUACAAGACCGUAUCAAGGAGUUACGAGGGAUGAUUCCAAAUGGAGCAAAGUGUAGCAUUGAUACGCUGCUUGAUCUCACGAUAAGACACAUGCUGUUCAUGCAAAGCAUCGCCAAGUACGCUGACAAACUCAAACAACCAUACGAGCCUAAGCUGGUGAAGGAGAAUGAGAGAACAUGGGCGUUGGAAGUUGGGGAAGAUGAGUCGGUCGUAUGUCCAAUCAUCGUGGAGGAUUUGAAGCCACAAGGCCAAAUGCAGAUAGAGAUGGUGUGCGAGGAAACUGGUGAGAGGUUUCUAGAGAUUGCAGAUGUAGUGAGAAAUUUGGGACUGAACAUAUUGAAAGGAGUUAUGGAAACAAGACAGGGACAAAUAUGGGCACACUUCAUCGUCGAGGCGAAGCCACAUGUCACAAGGCUUCAACUCUUAUGCUCUCUUGUUCACCUCUUCCAACAACACUCUUCUUCCCAACCCCACCAAACAUGACUUAUAGGACUCACUUACUUUCUUGAUUUUAGAUCUGAUUCUUUCUUCUUUUCUCUUUGAUUGGUUUAUCAAAAAAAAAAAAAAAAGAUCUGUUGAUAGUUUAGUUCCAUCCCAACGAAUUUGUAGUAGAAACAUCACAUAAAAGAUUUUGGCUUUAAACAUUGAGUGUGUCUGUGUGUGUUUGUUUGGAUGAAAGAAAACGGCUUAUAAGACA